ACCGCCUUAGAUCAGAUGGUUGCAUCAACGUUGUAGAAGGAGAAGACACCAAUGGUGCGAGGCCUUGUUCCUACACUCCACAUGGCAUUGCUCCUCGGGCUUGGCGUCUUCGUCUCCAUCCUUGCAAGUACGACUACUACUACUGCACGAGAUGCGUCGGUGGGUGGGUGCUACGGCAUGAGCGCCAACAACCUGCCGCCCGCGAACACCGUCAUCUCCAUGCUUCGCGACAACGGCAUCACCUCGGUGCGCCUCUACGCGCCGGACAGUGCAGCGCUGGCCGCCCUCGGAGGCACCGGCAUCAGCGUCAUGGUCGGCGUGCCCAACAACGUCCUCGCCGACCUGGCCACCAGCGCGCCCGCGGCCGCCGCGUGGGUCCGCACCAACAUCCAGGCCCACCCGGCCGUCUCAUUCCAGUACCUCGUCGUCGGCAACGAGGUCGCCGGGGGCGACACACGGUUCGUGGUACCUGCCAUGGAGAACGUCCACAGCGCGCUUGCGGCAGCCGGUCUGGGCGGCGCCAUCAAUGUCACGACUGCGAUAUCGCAGGCCACCAUCGCCGUGCACGUCCCGCCGUCCGCCGGCGAGUUCACCAACGAGUCCAAGCCGUUCCUGCUCCCCGUGUUGCAGUUCCUGGAGCGCACCGGCGCGCCCCUCCUCGCCAACCUAUACCCGUACUUCGUCUACACGUACAAGGCCGCCGGUGACCUGGACGUCAGCUUCAUGCUGUUCACGGCGCCGGGGACGGUGGUGCAGGACGGGGAGUACGGGUACCAGAACAUGUUCGACGCGAGUGUGGACGCGGUGCACGCGGCGGUGGAGCGGCUCGGGGUGAGCGGCGUGGACGUGGUGGUGUCGGAGACGGGAUGGCCGUCCGCCGGCGGCGAGGCGGCGUCGGUGGAGAACGCGAGGACGUACAACCAGAACCUGGUGAACCACGUGGGGAAGGGCACGCCGCGGCGGCCGUGGAAGGUGGAGACGUACGUGUUCGCCAUGUUCAAUGAGAACCUCAAGGAGAACGGCGUGGAGCAGAACUGGGGCCUCUUCUACCCGAGCACCGACAGGGUCUACCCCAUCACCUUCAUUUUAAAUUGAUCUCGUACGACGUCCGUGUCCAUGUAGGCGCCCAUGGUCACGUAAAUGUCAAAUAAAUGGCAUCCGCAUGACCGUGCAUCCCUUCAUGACUUAUACUUGUGCCGCCGACCUAUAAUAAGGCACGCGCAAGUGCGUGCCUUGAAAACAAUUUGCAGUAAACUAUUUUUUUCAAAUAAA
Molecule: messenger RNA, 1272 nt
Organism: Aegilops tauschii subsp. strangulata
Lineage: Eukaryota; Viridiplantae; Streptophyta; Magnoliopsida; Poales; Poaceae
Product: lichenase-2-like
Biological process (GO): carbohydrate metabolic process
Molecular function (GO): hydrolase activity, hydrolyzing O-glycosyl compounds
Source: RefSeq, a predicted model, not a curated record